GUUUAAAAAAGCGUCUCUUUUCGGCGCAGCGCCGCUCCUGGAGGCUCGCGCUGCGCUCCUCAGAAGCUAACGCCAGCUAGCAAGCUGUCAACCUGUCCAGUGGAGAGGCUGGGACAGACGUUUCAGCUUCCCCCCCUCGCCUUGGACACACAAAUCUCCGGCCCUCAAACCUCAAAGAAUUUUUAAGAGUGUAUUUCAGAUUUACAGUUGAGAUAAUGUAAUGCAUUACGGACGUACGCCAAGAGGGUUUUAAAUGCACUGAGGCUUGAGAGACGACAGCUCAUUGCUAGCUAACUGGCUACUUUAAUCGCCGCAACCCCCAGAGUUUCGUCGGUGUCCUGCCUGUUGUGAACCGCAGCCACACAGUCCUUUUCAUUGUCGCAGAUUCCGCGGAUAUUUGGAUAUUAGGUAAGUUAGAAAAUGUGAAUUCAUGCUGUUAAGGGUCGUCAUGUAGUUAGCCCCUUUUGCUACAUUAGCAUUAGCCUAGCAGGGCCGAGGGCUUGAGUGUAGCAAACCCUGUUAGAGGCAGGCCUGUCAAAGUUAGCUGUGAGGACAAGGGUCAAGGCCUGCAACCAGGCAAGGGUGUUUGUUUAUUUGGGUUGUGGUCUAGACUAGCUACAUGUCUAACUUUAAACGUGAAUACAAAGGCGAACUCUACCUUUACCGAGCAGGCUCACAGUGCCACCAGCUCACUAUAGCGUUAUUAUAUUUGACCUUUUAUUUGUCAGAUCUGUUAAAUCGUUAUAGCUGGUAGUCGACUUACUGAUUAAUCGGUUUGCUAACGUUAGCAUUGCAAGCAUGUAUCGAUAGCUUUGACUAAUAUUAACAUGGACUAGCUUGUCUGUUGCAGUGUUGUGCGUCGCGAAGGUCAGAAAAUUUCUUCCCAUUAGUCUUUUAUCAUAUUUUCUCGAUAUAGCACGUCUUUUUAGUCAAUACACUGAACGUUACUCUCGAUCAGGCAGUGGUCUAAGGGCGUUUCAGAGUGAUCCACACCAGCUCUGUUCCUAAUAUGUAUCCAAAAUGUGUACACAGGUCCACUAUUUUUAGAAUAGCGCAUGGCGUCUGAACCCCUCUCUAAGAUGUUAAUCAUUUGCCACAAAUGGGCAGACUACAGGCUAUCUGUAGCGACUAAAUUGAUGUGAAUUAUUAUAUACUGUCCCAAGGUUAUUGAAUUUUGAGCUUAAAAAGACAAAUAAACAAACACUGCAUUUCUGCCAACAAAUGUCUUUUUUUUAUAUUUUUGAUCACAGAUCUUACAAGGGACACAAUGGGUGCAUUUCUGGACAAACCAAAGAUGGAAAAGUAUAACUCCCGUGGUGAGGGGAACAACCUGAGGUAUGGCCUGAGUAGUAUGCAAGGGUGGCGGGUAGAAAUGGAAGAUGCACACACAGCAGUAAUUGGCCUGCCUCAUGGUCUCGACCCCUGGUCAUUUUUUGCUGUUUAUGAUGGGCAUGCUGGCUCUCAGGUGGCCAAGUACUGCUGUGAGCACCUGCUGGAGCACAUCACCAGCAACUCAGACUUCCAGAGUGCUCUGCAGGAGGACCAGUCAGUGGAAAGCGUGAAGAAUGGGAUCCGCACGGGAUUCCUGCAGAUUGAUGAACACAUGCGAACCAUCUCAGAGAAGAAGCACGGUGUGGACCGCAGUGGCUCCACUGCAGUUGGAGUGAUGAUAUCUCCAAGUUAUAUCUACUUUAUCAAUUGUGGAGACUCAAGGGGACUUCUUAGUCGGGGCGGAGCUGUUCACUUCUUCACACAGGAUCACAAACCCAGCAACCCUCUGGAAAAGGAAAGGAUCCAGAACGCCGGUGGCUCCGUUAUGAUCCAGCGAGUUAAUGGUUCCUUAGCGGUCUCUCGAGCUUUGGGAGACUUCGACUACAAGUGUGUGCAUGGAAAAGGCCCAACAGAGCAGCUUGUGUCUCCCGAGCCUGAAGUUUAUGCAAUAGAGAGAUGCGAGGCAGAAGAUGAAUUCAUUAUUCUAGCAUGUGAUGGCAUCUGGGAUGUUAUGGCCAAUGAAGAACUGUGUGACUUUGUAAGGUCAAGGCUAGAAGUGACAGACGAUCUUGAAAGAGUCAGCAAUGAAAUUGUUGACACCUGCUUGUACAAGGUAUUGUAUGCCAUCAAAGUCUAUGUCUCAUAUUUCUGCUUUUGUAUCAUUGUUGAUUUGCAUGACUUUUCUGCUUGGUCUUGAUUUUCUCCACAGGGGAGCCGGGACAACAUGAGUGUUGUGUUAAUCUGCUUUCCUGGAGCCCCAAAGGUGUCCCCAGAAGCAGUGAAACGGGAGGCCGAGCUGGAUAAAUAUCUUGAGGCCAGAGUAGAAGGUAGAGGCAUUUUUUUUUUCAUUGUGGGAUAGUAGGUCAUGGUUGAUAGUUGGACGUCAACACAAUUAUCCCUUUUCACAUUUGUAUGAUCAUUUUAUACUGGUACAAUACAAAAACUAUCAUUGCUUUUAUUUCUACAUGAAGUUUAUAAUAUUGGAGGGGCUUUAUUGAAGUGUAAGCCGGCGCAAAAACAGUGUUUGCAAAUGCUACAGAUGUAUUGAGAGUCAGAACCAUAAAACGCUGCCUGAAAAACAGAAAGAUUUAUUUUUAAAAACAAAGUAUUCCACCUAAUUGGUUCAGAGUAACAUUCUGGGGUUCUCACAUGCCUAUUUAAUGUUUAAUUUAGUCACCCUCAAUUGUAGCCAUGAUAAAGAUACAUAAUUCACUUGAUUGUUGGAAUCUGUCAGAAGUUUGCUGCUUUUUUGUAAAAGAUGUUUAAACUUAAAAUCUAAUGUUGGAGACUUAAUAUUCAGUCCAAAUCAAGAAAUCUCACUACUGUUCUGUGUGAUGUUACUGUUAGUAGGAUCUAAUUAAGUAUACUUGAGGUCUACGGUAAGAAAUGCACAAUAAUCAGUUUGAUUAGUUUGAACAAAACUUUCUCAAUCCACAGCGAAUUGUAUUUGAAUUCUAGUUUUAUAAUUAAGUGGUACCAGAAUAAAUAUUUUUUUUAAAUGUAGUGACUAUUUCAUUUAAAAAUCAUUUUAUCACAUGUUGUUAAAUGCUGACUGUACAACCAGGAAAAAGUACUUGUCUUUAGAAUCAUUCUCUGGUUAAUGUUUUUCUACUGUGAGUCCACUGGCUGGCCAUAGGUCUCAAAAAUCAUUACCACUCCCUUCCAGUGCUACACUACUAAACCUUUGAAGGGAGACAAAAUCAUAUGAAGAAUGUUUUGCAAUGUGAAGAUUAAAAUCGAAUAUUCAACCUCUAAAGAACCCUAUGGUCUGUAUGAGACUAUUGCACUAUACAGCCUUAGUUUGAGAGAAACUCCCAGUAAGAUUUUGAAAUAGAAAAAACUCAGAGGGAUUACUCCACAAGGAUGCACAAACACACAGUACUUCUCAUUUUCAUUCUAAAGUAUUCUUAGAAAGCAUAUCAAACUUGUACAUGUAUGGUGUAUUAUUACUUCUCUAUUUUGUGUUGGAAAAAAGCAGUAUUUCAGAUCAUAAGCAAUAAAAUGGUUGAUGUCACUUAGUGUAUCGGAGAAAUCAAACUUUUACAUGCCAGAGUGUCCCUGGGCAAGGCACUCAACCACAAUUUCUCUGGGUGGCUGCACCAUUAGUGUGUGAAUGGGAUUAGUUAAUAGCGAUGGGUGUUUUACAUUGCAGCCUCCGCCAUCAGUGUGUAAUAUGGUGUAAAUGAGUGUAUAAAAAAAACUUGACUUUAAAAGCGCUCUGAGUGUCUGACUCCAGAUUAGAGAAAGUGUGUUAAAUUUACAGUCCAUUCUAUGCAUAUAUUAAAAUGAUGAAAUUGAGUAUUUCCCUUUCCUCUUCACAUCUCUAUAAAUGAGAUAUUUUAAAGACUCUGCUUUAGAAGAUUUGUUUACAAUGAUUUAAAUGAAUGAAUUAUGUUCCUUGACAGAGAUCAUCAAAAAACAAGGGGAUGAAGGCGUCCCAGAUUUGGUCCAUGUCAUGCGGACGUUAGCUUCUGAAAGCAUCCCUAACCUUCCUCCUGGAGGAGAACUGGCAAGCAAGUGAGUGAGCUUUAGAUUUUAUAUUAAUAACAAACUAACAUGUAAAAUUUUUCUUUCUAAUAAAUAAUUGUCAGUUUAAUCAGGGGGGUAUCUUUUAUCUGCAAUAUUUUCUGUUGUUAUAAAGACUUACGAAAAUAUUUCUGCACUUUUUUACCCCAUCAGACGAAGUGUUAUUGAAGCAGUGUACAACAAACUCAACCCCUACCGAAGUGAUGACACAGUAAGUAUCCCAGCUUGUUGUUUUACCCCCCAUAAGUGUGCUUGGCUUGACAUGCAUGUUUUUUCUUGUGUAACCAGUAAAUAUUAACCAAUUUUAUGUAUGUUUUGUCAGAAAAAGAAAAUAAUCACGUUUGAUUGAAAAAUGGGCUUAAAUCGCUGAAACAAAAACAAUAGAAAAAAAAGGACAGACUGGAUCUUGAGUGACUAAGUGAUGUAUUUUAAAUGUCUCUUUGACUCAAGUCAAGUCUGACGAAAAGAGGAAACUGAAAUAAGCAACAUAUGUUUUUGUGUUCCUGAACAUUUUCUGUUGAUGUGAGAAUAGCUGAAAAAGCUUGAUUGUGUCUCUUAAACAGUCGGAGUAAAUCUCUAAUUGCAUUACUUGGACCUCAGCUGCACUGUUGGUGCCAAAAAUGCUCAAUUUUGUAUCUCAUGAGCUGAUUUUACUGAUUAGUUCUCUUUAAAUCAAAGGGGAAGAGCUAAUGUGUGAAAUUGUCAGGGAUUUGUGUGGAUGGAAUGAAACCUGGAUUUUUCAAAUCCUAUUUUUUGGAAGAAACAUUGCUCAUCCUUCCUUUGAAUACAAAGAGACUGCAAAGCUUCUGCCCUCAACAACUUAGAUAUUGUGCUUUUGAAUUUCCUCACUGGGUCUACUACAUUUAAUUGUGCACGUGUCAUCCUGUCCUUGACAAAGAAAUUUGGCACGUUGUUUUGGUAUUUCAUUUACAGUACAAAGUGUGACUUUUUAAGAAGAAAUUGAAUAAGGGUGCCUUUAGAAAGUUGUCAUGCUCUUGACAUCCUCAGCAUUAUGUGGUGCCGCUGAAAAACUAAAUUUACCACAAUCCUUUGCAAAUCUUUUCAGGCUGGAAGUAAAAAUGCAUUCUUAAGAUUUUUUUGAGGAUAUAUUCAGAUUGAUUUGUUGGAAUCUUGCAGUAUUCAUAUCUGUAUUAAGUGAAUUGUCCACCAAACCAGCUUUUGCAGCACUUGCACUUUCAGGUAUUGAAGGACAGAUCUUAAUUAUCUUUGCAUACCAGAGUGUUGUCCACUUGGUGCAGAUUUACCUCAGUUUGGAAAGGCAGCAAGUACUUUCACAAAGUCGUUAUAGUAGUUGUAAAAAAACUUUAAUGCAGGAUUUAGACUGGCCAACGAACUCAAUGAUUCUUGUUGUAAAGCCAGUCUAAUGUUGAUCUUAUGGUACAUGGUGCUUUAAAUGGUUUUCAUUUCACAAAAAGGAUUGUGCUUGAGGAAAUCAGUGACAUUUUCUACAUUGGUUUUAUCUUGAGAUUGGAUUUCUGUUUCACCCCAAACAUGCCCUUAAUGAUUAGUUUUUUUUUCCAACAAAUACACCUUGACAUGUUCUCUUCACUUGUCUCAUUUUAUUGUGAGGAUUUCUUAUAGCUGCUGUAAAAAAAAACAUAACCAGCUGAUUGUGAUACUGUCAGGUGGACGAGGUUGAUAGCACGUAGCAUUAUAGCUGAGGGUUCUGUGGUCUUUUCAUCAGGCCACAGACUCCUUUUUCCUUUCUGCUCUCAGUCUUCACAUGCUUUCUUUUCACACAACAGUCUGUCAAGAUUCUCUUUGUUCUUGUUUUCAGCCUUUGAGAAACUCCUUUUUUUCUCUGAGUUUCUUGAGCCUCACCUCUCAUCAUAGCUCUUCUCUUUGCUCUGUCUGGGUCGUCCUUGGAGCUGUGUCCUACCUGUCCGUUUCUCCCAGUCGCUUAGUUUGGGUAGACAAAAGCCUUUAAAGAGUAUCAGGUGUUUUCCCCCUUCUUUUUCUUUCUUUAGGAGCUGAGUCAAACAUGCUUUGUUAAAUUCCAGCACUAAAAUUGUGCUGGAUGUGUUCAUAUAACUCCUGUAUCUUUUAAAUCCUCAGACAUGACAUUCAUAGGACAAAUUGUACUAUUAGAUAUGAACCCAAUGAAGACAUAGAGAUUGUAAUAGACCUUCAUAAACUCAGGCUGCUGUACCACAACAUACAGGAGAUGCCAUGUGAUUAAGAAUCACGGUCAGAUCACGUUGAAUGUUCAGAUUAAUUAGUUAAUAAGGUAGGGCCCAUUAUGACACUGGUUUGAGUGUAGUAAAAGUAGAUUGUGUAAGUAGCAUCUCUAGAAAAAAGUAUGCCAGGUGUAGUCAUGAACACAAUGACUGACUGCAUUGUUACCUGAUAAUAAGUCAGCCUGUUUGAAUACUUCCUAUUGUUGCUGUGCAUAUUGUCCAUGACUAGCCUUGGAGACACUAGUAAACAGUUUAUGGCCGAUGUAAAGGCGUUGUCCUCCUCCAGCAGAUAAUCGCAGUUUUCUUCUGCAACUUUUAAAAUCUAGGUUGAGAAAUCCCUGCGUAGAUAAUAUUUUUAAGUCAAAUAAUUAAGGCUAAAACCAUUCCCUUAAAUAAAUCAAGUAAUUUGAUUAUUUAAAAGGCUUGAGACAAACAGUUUUGCCAGAACUGUGGCCAUUGAGUAACGAUAAGGUGUAAGCUGUGAAGUGUUAGAUAUCCUGUAAGUCAUAGCAAAUACACUUUGUUUUCAUUGUUAUUUUUUCCACAGUUGUGUCUUUAUCUAAAGCCAGGACAUGCAGUAGUCCUCUCCAUUUCUCAAGUGUUGUGGAAAACUUUUUAAAGCACUUCAAUACUCUUCGAUCGAGGGGUCACCUUUACUAUUUUUCUUGGACAAAGUUGAAGUUUUCUCUCAUUCUUUUAAAAUCAGCAGAGAUAUUUUUCUGCAGCUUUUGUUGAGCAAGCCUGGCAUCCUGGUAGUCCUCAGGUCCUACUGUUUCCUUUGUGCUUCUGUGCAAAGUUGUGUCCAGACUUUUUGACUGGGCUGGCACAACAUAGCCAGGGGUGGCCGGGGUAUCUGUGCACCCAUAGAUUAUUAGCAGUUACAUUUAUUUUCAUUUCACCAUCUUUUUUAUUGUAUUUCUGCGUGAAGUUUAGUUAAAUAUAGAAUGGAAAGUUAAUGAUAUCAGAGAAGGAUAUCAGGUAAACAUUGUUUUGUAGAUUGAUAAUGGAAAACAAGCAGCUCCCUGUGUUCUGAUAUGUUUAAAGUUAUAUGACUGACAUUGCAUGUCCUGGGAUAAGAACACUGGGCAUAUGCACAUUGCUUUUGCAAUAGUCAGCCAAUAAGUUGCUCAGCCUGGUAGGAUUAGAUUGUAGUUUUUUUUUUUAUGUAGACACACAUCUUUGUGUCUGUAUUUUCUAAAAUAGUUGUUGGCUUAAACCAAGACUUUGCCAAGCUGGUUGCAGACAGUUCCCUUAUUGUAACUUUGUAAUGUCACAACAAGAGCAAACAGUAGGGAUGACACAAUCCAGUUUUGUUGGCUCAAAUCCAAGCCUGUUCAAAGUUUGUCCCUCCGCUGAAACCAGGGCAGAUAUGUUUCAUAAACAAAUAUGUUUAUGUAAAUGACACAGGUGCCCAGAUGACACUCAAAUUCAACCUGUUAUACAUUCAUUCAUUCAUUCAUGUCAGAGUUUGAUAGGUGUAUACAGAGGAUGAUGCACCAUGGGAACCAAUUGUACAUUGCCCAGCUGUUGAGCCAGUGAAUUACAUAUGAAAGGUUACAUGUUGAAGUAAGGAUGGCCAACAGAUGGAUUUGAUCCAUUACUCUUUUGUUGAGAUAGGCUGAAUAGAUAGGUGUUUUUAGACAGAAAAUAACACUGCGAUUUUUAAACAUAUUCAUAUAUAUAUUACACAUGUUUUCCUGUCUGAGUGAGGGAUUAGACUGUAGCCCCAGAAAAUUGUCUGGAUUUACAGUAAGAGAUUUUUAAAGGCAAUGAGCAUGGAAGUGAAUUAUCUGCCUUUGUAAUCAAAAUGUAAUUCUGUGAUUAUUGCUUAUUUUUACAGGGACAAGGACCACAAAUUAGCCAUGGCUAGAAGUCCAGUAUACACAGCAUCGGUUGCUCUUUAAUUAGAUGCAACAAUGUCUGCAUGUAUCGUCCCUGUCAAAUAAGUGAAUAUAACUAAAUAAAUAGAUAAAUAAAUACACUAAGUUGUUCUAAGGGUAAAUCCCCAAGAAUUAAAACAAGACAUGCAAGGAUCAUUUAAUGAGCGAUUGAUAUUUAAGAUCUUGUAAUUUAAUACAUUUUUAUUUUACUACAGGAUUGCUCAAAACCUCACCACUAAUUCACUGAUACAGUUAAUAUGUUGUUUCCAUGUUAACUCAAGUAAAUCAUAACCUCUAAGAAUUUCGUCUCGUACAGUCUGUCAAUAUUAGAAUUACUGAUUUUUAACAUUUUUCCAUAUAUUUCCUUGAAAACCAUAAAUUCAGUAUUCUUAGGGCAGUUUAUUAAGAUCAAACCAAAGCAGUAAAAUUUUAAUCUGCAAAAAUAGCAUUUAAUAAAAAAGUGUAACUCUGCAGAUGUCAUUAAUUUUAAAUUUUGUUUUGGACCAAUCACUGAUCCUUGCCAACCAUUUAUCUUUAUCACAAUGUCAGAUUCUGACAUUUGUCUAUUUUUCUCUCAAAGUACUUACAACCUGAAUAUUAAUUGCAGUCACUUUGCCAAGAGCGCUGCACACACUUUGUGAACUACAUGCGUAGAGUAUCGGCCCCAAGUAAAUUCCAGUAGUGUCAGCUUUACACAACCAUUUCUGGUUACAUGAAUUCUAAGGUUUCUUUAAACUUCCUAAAAAAAACAAUAAUUUUGUACUUCAACAAACAUAAAACCCCCAACAUAUUACAAAAUGUUCUUUGUAAAUUUUGCUUCUAAAAUUUCUCACUUAUGUAGAAUUUGUUUGCCCAACAUUAACUCCAGUACCCAGACUUCAGUCAUGGCCUUCAUAGAGUACCCCUGCUGUGAUAGUUUGAUCAAAACAAGAUCAUAGAUAUAGAAAACACUGAUUUAGCUUUUGAUUAAAAAAAAGAAACAACUCUCUUGUUAGGACCAUACAGUUGUUGUCUACAACUCUCCCAUGAUGAUUAAACAGAAUACAGCUGAUGUUGGAGGGCAGUUGGUUAUGAGACCCCAUUAGUGAACAGAGUUCUUGCUGAAACCUGAUACAACACUUCAUCAGGAUAAGCAAUUGAACUACUUUUCUAACGGUAUAUUGCUACCACUGAUGUUUUCCUUCAUUCAUUUUGUUUAAAAAUGUGAAAAUACUACACAGUGCAGCUUGUAGAGGAUUCAUUCAUCUAAGACAUCUGCCACACUGUUUUGCACCUGAAGGUUUUACGAAGACGCUUCAGAAUCAAAACGCUGGGAUUUGUUCUGAAUCUGCGCUUCUUUUCAUUCAUGCACAAUCUCUCUCUGUGUUUCUUUUUUGUCUCCCUUGAGCCACAUGUGUUUGCUACUGAGCAUUUAGAUAUUGUUCAAUUUAUGCUUAGUGCCAGGUAAGAGUUCCUUUACUUGAGGAUUAAUAUAAACAGGUCUCUACUGUUUAUUUGAAUUAUGAAAAAAUAAAAACCCUCCACAUUUAGAGAGAUGCCAGAGCAGAAAGUGUUUUAGAGUUGGGUUAUUACAGUAAUCAUUUAUUUAAGCAGUGAUUUGAGUAUUGUAGCAUCUUACUUAUUUUGUGUAUCCUAUUAUUAUUGAAGUUUUUCUCUGAUAAAUCUAGUAUGGAGAGUUAAAGUCCUAAUUUGCUGCUUUUAAAGAGUUAUAGCUAAUGAGAAAUGAGGUUUUAAUGGUUUUUGUUUUUGCAUUUCAGUUGAUAAGUAAUGCAGCAGCAUUUAAAAGGAGAGAAGUUUAUUUCUUAAGUUAAAGAUAAUCUUUUGAAGCACUGACAUUAGCUCCAAAGAUGUGGGUGAAAAUAAUUGUGAGGAUUCAAAAGCUUUUCUGUGAGCCACUGAAUGUUGUUAUUUCCUGUCAGUUUGUAUCAAACAUGCUUAACUCAGCUCUUGAUAGAGAGCUGGUGGAUGUAGAGCCCGAGUCUGAAGGGUUUUUCCUUCCUCUUCUCUCUUAUCAAGGACUCUGCAUCCACAGACGACAUGUGGUAACACAACCUCCUACCACUAACACAGCAUAGCGUUUACAAACCACCAUCCUCUCAAGACCAACAGCAGCUCAGCUCAGCAGUCUGUCUCUCCGUCACUCUGAGCUUUUGGUUUCUAAGAAGGGAAUUUCAUGGGAGGAGAAGGAGGAGGAAGAGAAGGAGAAGAGGGAGGAGGAAGAGGAGUUGCAUGCACACAAACCUGGAAUAGUGCAGCACCAGUCCACUCUGGAGUUCAGGAUCCCCGCCGUCUCGUCUCCCCUUUAUGUUCACCCACCUUAAUACUCUUCUCUAAAGUAACCCAUAACAAGUGAGUCCACAAGGUCUUCUUUCUUUUUGUUAAAUAAUCAGCUUAAGUAGUGAAUUUUUUUGUUGCUGUAAUUAAUUUGAUUCACAUUUCCUUGUGUGUGUUUGUAUAUUUCUGUUUUUGUGAAGUGCAAUUGUCCUGUACAAACAGCCUGUAUUUAAUGCAGCUUGAUUUUAAGUUAAAAAAUGAAAGAAAUGAAAAAGAGAACCUUUUAUGCACUAUCUGCCUUUUUCCUGCUCUUCUGGAAUUGUAACAAAUGUCUAUUCAGUGAAUAUUUCUGCUUGUCCUCCAGGCACAACAAUGUCUCUGCGCUUUUACUUCACUUUAUUUUAUUUUAGUUUUUUCAGUUGGUCUAUGCUCCUUUUUAAGAAACGGGUAAAUUGUAUAGUUGACAGCACAGUAAGCUCUCUAUAUCAAACCAUUCAAAUCCUAAUUAUUUUUUCCCUAUGCUUUUUUUAAUUGUAUUUUAUUUUUGUAAGUGGUUUUCUGUACAUGCUUUGAAACAAUGGCAAAGUGUUUUCUCAGUCAUUUUGGAAGUGUGAAGUGAAAAAAAAAAACAUCCUCUUUUCAUUUCUUCGAGGCAUCUGACAAAAAGAGACCCCUGUUAACACGUUUGUCUGUGCAAUGGAUACUUGCAAGUGUGCGUGGGUGCUUGUGUGUAUGUAUGCGCGCACGUCUGUUAGUGUCAAGGCAGAUUUGUUUGUGCAACUCUAAAUUAGCUAAGGUGGUUCAGACAGCAGACCAGGCUGGACUUUUAAGGGAAUUUAUCUUCUUCAUUAUUUGCCCUUUUAUUCAGCCAGUGAUCCCUAACAUCCCAAAAAGAGACUUUCACUACUACUUCUUGUUCCAAAAUGCUUUGGAUAACACAGUUUACAUGCUGCAGUGCUAUUUGAACAACUUCAAGCUAAGAACCACAGUACUUAAACAUGUGGUGACACAAGUAGUCUAAUUUACUCACAGUUUCCAGCUGGUCAGAGACUGACUUGCUGACACAUCUUGUGUCAUAUUUAAACACCAGUACCUAAACAUUGUUCAUAUUGCCCGUGGUGGGUGCCAUAUGAUUUAUAAUCACCUGUUUCAGCUUUAUGACAGCCUAUGCCAAGUUUGUUUUUCAUUGAACUCAUUUUUUUUUUGUGUGUGUGUGUGGUACCGAUAGAUUUUUAGAGUCUACCUUUUACAUUUGUUAAUUUGACUCAAGCGAACAGACAAAGCACUGAUUAUUUUAGAGAAAAUUUACAACAGGAGGAACUCUUGACUCUACAUGUUUUUAUUUUGACACUCAAACUAAGAACAAAUCAGCUUUGAGUUCUCAUGGUUGCGUAGCACCUUUUUACUCCCUUGAAAUUUAUCUGCUUUGGAAAAAAAAUCACCCACAGCUCCGGAAGCCAGAGUACAGGGGUCCGUUUCACGUAGCAGGUUUAGUGGAAACUCCGAGUUUGUUAACCCUGAAAUCAGGGAAACUCUGAGUUUUCCGUUUCACAAAGGAGGGUUAGUUAAACCAGGGAGAGAGGGGUAACUCUAACCUGUUUCACAAAGAGAGGUAACUCAACCUCGCGGUCAGUUACCACAGUAACAGACUCCGUGAACCUAACCUGCUCGGGAGCAGGUUUAACUCAGUAAACCCAGAGUUUCAGGUGAGACAUCGGCAUUUUCUCAUUUUGAUCAUGUUUUACAUUGUCAAGUAAGUAUUAAGUGGCAGUUUGAUCCCUUAAAAAAUGCUCUUUUCACACUCAAAACUGAAUUUUACUCUCUUAUGAUGUUCCGUUAAAUGAUUAGGAAUAUUAAACUAACACAAAAACGGGUGGUGGUCCAGCAGCCCCACCUUUAACGGAGGCAGAGGAGCUGCCCCCACCCCCCCCCCCACACACACACACACCAGUCCGACGAUCGCUGCUACGGGGUGGGGGUUUCGAUCGUCGGGGAGGGGGGGGGGGGGGGGGGGUGCUAAAGGUGGGGCUGCUGGACCACCACCCGUUUUUCUGGCAUCUGCCCUCUUUCUGUUUGCUGAGUGAAAGUCUAAUAUUGAGUGUAGUGUGUGUUAGUUUAAUAUAUGUACAUAUACAUACUGAGAGUUAGUUUAAUAUUCCUAAUCAUUUAACGGAACAUCAUAAGAGAGUAAAAUUCAUUUUUGAGUGUGAAAAGAGCAUUUUGUAAGGGAUCAAACUGCCACUUAAUACUUACUUGACAAUGUAAAACAUGAUCAAAAUGAUUCAAGCAGUUUCCCUGCAACAGUCUGUCAUUGUGAUUGCACGAGACUAGAUUUAAAGUUACGCAUUGACGCGAGCAGCGAUUUCCUCCCAUGCCCUCUCCCUCUCCUUUGCAGCUGCUGCUGUAUUGCACUUUCUUUUAAAAACGUGCUGUAAUUCGCUGUUGGCUUGCUGCUGCCCCCUCCUUCUCCCUGUUUCCAUUGGUUGAUCAUUGAAUCUGCGCUCCACAGAUGCUGGCUGUUUAUGUCUGGCGUGCACGUGCUUAACUCCAGGUCAAACUACUCGGAGUUGUUAAAACCGUCUCAAAUCAGGUAUUGUGAAACCGGAAACUCAGAGUUAACUCAGAGUUUGUUGAACCACCUACGUGAAACGGACCCCAGGUCACUUACCUGAGAUGGUCUAUGAGUUCCUAUUUUUUUACUUCUUAAUUUUAACUGAAUUUCCCCCUCUGCAAAGAUAGUCACUGACUAAAUCUGUACUUCUAUUAGAUGAACUGUAUUUCUGCAAGAUUAAUGGUUUUAUUUCAAAAAAAUUCUGUUGAAUAUUUCAUUGUUUGAAAAUUUGUGUGUAUAUUUUUGACUCAAACUUUCAAGGAAUAAAUCAUUUUGCUUGAGGUAGAUUUUUGCCGUGGACAAAAUGUGAUUCUGGUUUGUUUUGGGAUGGUCAGGUAAACCUGUGUGUCUUGGCAACAAAUAUUUCCCCUGUUAUCACAUUUUGGUUUGCGUGAUAAAAAACACAGCAGCAGUCAUAUUAAGUUUAUACCAGUCUUACUCAUAAAAAUGACAAUCCUAACUAUUUCACCACAUUUAGGUUAGUGGUGGGAACAUUAUUAAAAUCUUAUUAGUAGAUAAACUUUUAUUAAAAUCCUAAAUGCCUGAAUUUGCUGCUCUUGAAUAUGCUCUUGUGGCAGAGAGGCCAAAGACCACUCAAAUUUAUAUUGUGAAGUCAGAUGUAAGAACAAAAUGUAACCCUGUAAAAGAUGUUUUAAAAUUUAGAAUAUAGAGACUGGAAUUAACUUAUUUUUGAGUUUUCGCUCAACAAUUUUAAAGCUUCUCCUUGGAGUUUUUGACCACUGGGGGUGCUAUAGAAACAUACUUAGAUGAGGAGGUACUUGCCUUGCUAGCAUGAACAUGCAACACAAAAUUACCAUUGUAAUUUUUUUCCAUUGACUGUAGGGGGCGGUAAUGUGCCUGACAGUUAAUAUGGUGUAAAAAGUGUUAAUGAAUAGUUGAAAGACCAUGAGACCACAUGGCUGAAAUAAAAAAUACUGUUCCUUGACAAGGGUAAGAUCUUUAAAAAUGUUUGUUAGACAUGGACAACUGGGAUAAUGCAAUUAGUUGUUUUGCUCAUAAAUAUAAAUGUUCACACAGGAUACUUUGUGGAGUAACUUUAAACUGCCAGCCUCAUUUAAAAUGAAAAAACUUGGUGUUCUGUGGCGACUGAAAUCCUGUCAGGUUGGAAAUUUGGUUGUGUGUGUUUUUUUGCUGAAGAAAAACUUUUUUUAAUAUUCUGUCCCAUCGCAAAGGCCACAAACUUAAUUUCAACAAAAGAUUGACCCUGGAAAAGGAAAAGUGUCAGUCACUUGGUUUUCAUUUGGAUCCUUUAUACCCACAAUCAAAAACUCUUCAAGUUACACAAGAGAAUUUAGUGAAUAAUACUUUUUUUUUUUUUUUACAUAAUCCCCUCUUUUGUGUCAUCUGGCGACUGUCUAGUGAUGUGCUGCUUUGCUCGUACUCAAGAAAGUAUGUGCACAAAAUGUCGCAAGCAGUUUCCAGCACCCAGCUGUGUUUUGUAAAACUCUUGGGUGUUGGUGAAUUUUAAAUUUUUUGCAUAUUUUCUUUGUUGCCUGGUAAAGAGCAAACUGUAUUAAUUUUUUUUUUUGCAUCUGGAGGCCACUGAGGACCCCGCACUCUCUGGCUUUCUGCAUAACCCCCAAAAUUUGAGAAUUCAGGAAUUGGUCCUGCCGGAUGCUGGUUAGUUGUUCAUUAUAAAACCGACUAACUCUAAACAUUGAAAAGCCUUUUUAAUGUUUAAAAUUGCUGUAGGUGGAAUGUUAACAGAUAUCAGAAGUGGCUUGGCUUUGAUUUGUCACAUUUUGGUGUUUUAUUUACAUUUGUACAUUUCUAUUGCACCCCUGUUUCUCCAUAGUCCCCAACAAAAAGUGAACAAAAAAGGAUCUGGAGCAUCUUUCAUCCUUGUUUGAAUUUGUAAUGAACUGAAAUACCUCAUAACAUUUAUAGGAAAAGUUUUUGUCUUGUGUUUUUGUAGAUCCAAACUGCAGAGAGCAGUUUUUUGUGAAUCUCCCUGCUUUGAUUUGUAACACUGAUCUAUUUGGGUGGGAUAAGCCUGUGCUUGUGUACAAUAUUGGACUGAAUCGUGCUGAAUCUAACAAACAAGUGAUAAAAUUAGUAACUAGGAACACUAUUGGCCUUGUGAUAUAAGCUGACCCUCCUCUCUUACCCACACCCACUUCCCUGAAUGCUCACCUGUGUAAUAAAUUCACCUCAUCCACAUGUGUGAUGUUCACUUAGCUCAGAUCUAGAAUUGUAUGGAGAGUUCAGGGUUUAGAAAUGUGAGACGUAAAAAAAAGAAAAGUAGGUGUGACUUAAUGACGAUAGUCAUAUGCACUGAUCAUCUGUAUAAUCAGCUUUUUCUUUUUUUCUUUCAGAAAGUUGUUAUUGUAGAGAAGAAAAUGAGAUUAUAAAGCUAUUUACAGAGUUACCUUUGGUUGCCUGGAAUGCAUCCUGUAUUUUCUUGUACGGAGGACGGCCUGGCAGAAGAGAUUUUAAAUGCUUGCACCCUUUUGUACAUAUUGAUGUACCUCGGUUGUGGCGUUUACUGUGUGACCCUUAGCAGUGUUGGUUUCUUUGUCCCCUCACAGGGCAACAUGAGCCUCACUUUGCUGACCUUUUUCAGCUCAUAAAUAAGCUCACCGAUUUGCCUUACCCAAUCUCAUGUUGCCCCCUAAAGUACUUGUUCAUCUAAACACUACGAGGAGGAGUGAUGCUGCUGACAUUACACUCUUACAGUUAAAAAAAAUCCUGUCCCUGUGUUAGGGUACUUAAGCUAUCAAUAAAGUGACUUUGUCCUGGUUCUCACAAGGUACAACUUUUCAACCAAUUGCUGGUUUGUAUGCUACUUUUUUCCCCCCUGUAUUACCUUUCACUCUCGGUCUUGAAAGCUUAUUUAAUUUCUCACUGCGGAUGAUGUCAUACUUUUAACAAAUGCAAGUGUUUUAACAUGGUAACCUCGUAAGCAUUCAAAAAUGUGCAUACAUACAUUGUCUGCUCUAUUUAUGGUUACAUUCAAGAAUAGCUUUAGAGUGCUGUAGAUAAGUAUUGUCAAUGUUGAUUCAAAUGCUUCUAAAAGGCCUCUGUGAGUGAUUUGACAAAGUUCAAUAACUGUAUAUUUUGUAUUAUGUUCUAGCUCCAAAGGAAUGGCAGGAUAAAAAAAAAAAGAAAAUGUUUAAAAAAGCUUUGUUCCCUGAACUAAAUUGUACUAUUUGUGUUGUCGAUUGAACAAAUUGCAUUCCUUGCUUGUGAAUUGAUGCAUUUCUCUCCCUGCUCCUUAAAUUUCCCCCCUCUUUGCCUCCUUUCUUUCAUUUUUUAGCCUUUGAAGUUUGAAUAAAAAUUCUAGUUUGCAGAAUGUAUUACUAAAUAAAUGGGUUGUUAUCUUGUACCUCUCAUUUCAUCACUUUUUACCUCUUUAGGCCUGCUAUAUAAAUAACACUUCCUACAGUUGAUGUAGGAAAAACGUGAACCAACAUUAAACAGUUAUAACAACCUUAAACGUCUGCACAACAGUAAGUUUGUUGCAAUAAUGCAGUAAAGGGUUUUUAUUCACAAUACACUUUGCAUUAUUAAGCAAACUCAUCUUCAACACCA
Messenger RNA from Xyrichtys novacula (pearly razorfish), 16532 nucleotides. Lineage: Eukaryota; Metazoa; Chordata; Actinopteri; Labriformes; Labridae. The record is from the annotation of a GenBank genome assembly.